Messenger RNA from Triticum aestivum (bread wheat), 1403 nucleotides. RefSeq names its product bidirectional sugar transporter SWEET14. The transcript has 6 exons. Lineage: Eukaryota; Viridiplantae; Streptophyta; Magnoliopsida; Poales; Poaceae. Gene Ontology annotation, cellular component: membrane. The record is from RefSeq and is a predicted model, not a curated record. Gene Ontology annotation, molecular function: sugar transmembrane transporter activity. Gene Ontology annotation, biological process: carbohydrate transport. Bases 195 to 1058 code for a protein of 287 amino acids.
CUACCUCGAGUAGUAAGCUGACACUUCUUCUCUUCCCAUUGAACCAUCUAUUUUGGCUUCCUUGCUAGCACUAUAUAAACCCAUCCAACCUCAAGGGAGGUAGAACUUGAAGCUUAGCUAUUACCCAAGCUAGCUUAGUAGAACUAUCACAUUCUGAUAUCCUCACCAACUCCGGAGCUAAUUAAAAUCUUGCAAUGGGUGGCCUCUCCCUUCAGCACCCGUGGGCCUUUGCCUUUGGCCUCCUAGGCAACGUCAUCUCCUUCAUGACCUACCUGGCCCCACUGCCAACGUUCUACCGGAUCUACCGGAGCAAGUCGACGCAGGGGUUCCAGUCGGUCCCAUACGUGGUGGCGCUCUUCAGCGCGAUGUUGUGGAUCUACUACGCGCUGCUCAAGUCUGACGAGCUCCUGCUCAUCACCAUAAACUCUGCCGGAUGCAUCAUCGAAACCAUCUACAUCGUCAUGUACCUCGCUUACGCGCCUAAGCAAGCGAAGAUAUUCACGGCGAAGAUCCUCCUCCUCCUGAACGUGGGUGUGUUUGGCCUCAUCCUACUCCUCACCCUGCUGCUGGCGGGGGGCGAGAAGCGCGUCGUCAUGCUUGGGUGGGUCUGCGUCGGCUUCUCAGUCAGCGUCUUCGUAGCGCCCCUCAGCAUCAUCCGCCUUGUGGUGCGUACCCGGAGUGUGGAGUUCAUGCCCUUUUCACUCUCCCUCUCCCUCACUGUCAGCGCCGUCGUCUGGUUCCUCUAUGGGCUCCUCAUCAAGGACAAAUAUGUUGCCCUUCCCAACAUCCUCGGGUUUGCCUUCGGGGUGAUCCAGAUGGGGCUCUACGCCAUCUACUGCAACGCCACGCCCACGCUGGCGCCAAAGGAGGUGGAUAGACCGCUGCCUGAGCAUGUCAUCAACGUUGCUAAGCUCGGCCCGACGGCUACCAUCAAGCUCAACAUGCCAGCAGCCGUCCAGCCACCUACGAAGGAGAACAUCGUGGCUUGUGCCAGCGGCGAGACCAAAGAGAUCAGUGUUGAGAAGGUUGACAUGGCAACCAAUGUCGAGCAUGUAUAGGCAGGCAGGCCCCAUGCAGCCAGAUCCUCUCCUGGGGCACAAAUGGUAUUGUAGUUUACUAUCGCUACUGUAGCUAUUUUGGGCUUGCCUGAGACCUUUGCUCAUCCAGGCUCCGGUAGUGUCAUGGAAGUAUGCAUCCAGUUAAGCCAUGACAGGCAGGGGUGGAGCAAAGAAGCUAGGGAGACAAAGCAUGCAUGCAAAGUGUUCCACCGUUAAUGUUCCAUUUCAUGCAUAGUGUUACUGUUCGUAGUUGUUCGUCGUAAGGCUUAUUUUAUUCUGCCAGUAUUCAUUAGUAUCCACUGUCCAGUCACUUCCACGUAAUAAUCUUGUUAUAAAAAAUUCAAU